AUGGCCGUCAAGGGCUAUCAAAGGGUAUCGUACGAUCUCCUACGAGGCGGCCUUCUGGCUGGAUUUCCCCCUUGGGAUUUAGAGGCGAAGACUCUUGCGUCAUUGUAUCUGUGGUACGAGAUGUUGCUUGCACGGGGCUUUAGACCAGCGCCCCAAGAAGUUGCUAAUGAAAAAACCCGGCUCCAACAAUUCCUAGAGGCGGAAUGGGAGCAAAGCCUAGAACAUUUUAGUUUUGGUACGGUGACAAUUGAAGCCAUUCGGCCUAUAUUCGCAGAAUGGCUUUGGAGGCAGCAGGGCAGUUUAACCUUUAGAACGACACAGAUACUUUCGGGUAAGGAUGCUUCGGGAAGUACCUGUGUAGAAUCCUACACAGGUACUUCCCGAAGGUACUUCGGUGCCGGCUGUCGACGAAUCCGUCGACAGCCGGCACCAGGGUAUCAUCAUUGUGAGUGCGAAGAAGACUCAGCUCUGCACACUUUGGCCGUUUGUCGUGCAUGGGAUUCAUUGCGCCAAAAUUUACUCACGACUGUGGGCGGCAACUUGUCGCUUACGACAGUUGUGGCAGCCAUGGUCGAGAAUGAAGAUGGUUGGAACUCCGUUGCCACUUUUUGUGAACAAGUCACGUCCGCCAAAGAGGCGGCGGUGAGAGAAAGUGAGCGUUCAAUAGGACUUCCCUUUCGCAGCAGACGUCGGAGAGACGACCUCCGACCUCCCUAA
Molecule: messenger RNA, 717 nt
Organism: Manduca sexta (tobacco hornworm)
Lineage: Eukaryota; Metazoa; Arthropoda; Insecta; Lepidoptera; Sphingidae
Exons: 1
Coding region: 1-717 (238 amino acids)
Source: RefSeq, a predicted model, not a curated record